AAGAACAGGCUCUUGAUGUUGUAGCUAGAGCCAAAAAGACAGUAGUGAAAUGGCAUCCCAAACUCACAACUGGUUUCUCUUUCUCCUCUGCAUGAUAACUCUUCAGUGCUAUCAGAUCUUCUCCACUGUAGCUACACCCGAUGCCAAACUGUAUAUUGUAUACAUGGGGGAGAGGAAGCACGACAACCCAGAGGAUGUCACCGCCUCACACCAUGGCCUGCUCACUUCUCUCUUUGGAAGGAAGGAGGAUGCCCUGGCUUCGUUGGUGUACAGUUACAAGCAUGGUUUUGCAGCCAUGAUCACGGAAGAGCAAGCUGAAGAAUUAGCAGGGAUCUGGCCGGAAUCCAAGAGCUUCACGAUGACGGCUACGGACCGAUCCCGUCACGGUGGAAAGGCGUGUGCCAGGUCGGCGAGGCCUUCGGACCUUCCAACUGCAGCCGCAAGAUCAUCGGCGCCCGACUACACCGCUGGCAUCGACGCCGACGACGUCAAGGAGGACUUCCUCUCUCCGCGCGACUUCUUCGGCCACGGCACUUACACCGCCUCCAUCGCCGUCGGCUCAGUCGUGCCCGGCGCCAGCUUCCACGGCCUGGCCACAGGGGCCGCGCGCGGCGGCGCUCCCCGCACCCGCCUCGCGGUGUACAAGGUCAUCUGGUCGAGCAGCGAAGGGCCCGUGGCUACCAGCGCCGGCGUGCUCGCGGCCAUCGAUGACGCAAUCCACGAUGGCGUGGACGUGCUCUCACUGUCGCUGGUGGUGCCGCACGACGACUCCUUCGGCGCGCUGCACGCGGUGGCAAAGGGGGUGACGGUGGUGUACGCGGGCGGGAAUAGCGGGCCCACUCCGCAGUCCAUCGUCAACACCGCGCCCUGGGUCAUCACGGUGGCCGCCAGCACGAUCGAUCGUUCGUUUCCGACAGUGAUCAGGCUCGGAAACAAUCGAACUUUCAUUGGCCAGUCAAUCUUCUACAACCGGACCUAUCAAUCACGCAACAAAUUCCGGCCUCUCCACGAUGGCGGAAGUUGUACACAGGAAUCCCUGAAUGGAACAGACAUAAGCAGAUCGAUCGUGCUUUGCAAUUCGAAUAACUCAAUCUCACCUGUAUUUUCCUUCAUCGAGGCAUUGUCCAACGUCUUGAAUGCCGGGGGAAAGGGGCUCAUUUUUGCACAGUUCACGACUAAUAUCCUGGAUAUCACUUACCAAUGCACGGGGGUCAUCUGUGUUCUUGUAGACUUCGACGUCGCAAACCGGAUCAGCAACUACGCAGCCGCAAAAAGUUCGCCUGAAGUUGCAGUGGAGCUGACACACAGUGUGGUAGGAGAAGGAGUUCUGUCUCCAAAAGUAGCAUGGUUCUCUUCGAGAGGGCCAGCUGUGCCUUUCCCUGGAGUGCUCAAGCCGGAUGUUGCUGCACCUGGCGUGAGCAUCUUGGGAGCAGAGAGGGACAGCUACGUUUUGGGCUCAGGAACAUCGGCAGCCUGUCCACACGUAUCAGGAGUGGUCGCCUUGCUCAAGUCCCUCCAUCCUGACUGGUCUCACGCUGCGAUCAAAUCAGCACUGGUCACAACAGCGUCGAACAUCAAUGCCUACGGCAUGCCGAUACAAGCAGAAUCGACCCCACGAAAAAUUGCAGACCCUUUCGACUUGGGAGGUGGUCAGAUCGAUCCUAACAGGGCCUCCGAUCCUGGCCUGGUCUACGACAUCGAUCCACGGGAGUACUUCGAGUUCUUCAACUGCACUGCAGGGCGGUUUAGCGUCUGUGCUCAAGCACGGGAUCAGCAGCCUGUGUACAACCUGAACCUUCCUGCCAUCUCCGUCCCUGAUCUGAUGACCAGAAAAACAGUUUGGAGGAGGGUCACUAACGUGGGAGAGGUGGACGCCGUCUACAAAGCGCUCGUCGAAUCGCCGCCGGGCGUUCGUGUGGACGUGCAGCCGCCGGUCCUCGUGUUCAACGCCACUGCCAAGGUGCACGACUUCAAGGUGUCGUUCAAGGCGGCUCACAAGCUGCAGGGAGAUUACGUGUUUGGAAGCUUGACUUGGUCUGAUGGUGGGGACCAUGUUGUGAGGAUGCCGAUCGCAGCUCGCGUUGUGAUUCAGGAUUUCUACGCUGAUGUUGAGUGAGAGAAUUCAGACACGAACAGCAACAACAUGAUCUUUCGUCGUGCAUAUGUUUUGUUUUUGGCUCGAUACGGAGAAUAAGCAUGGUUUGAUUUAUUGUAUCGCAUUAUUUCGUGUUA
Molecule: messenger RNA, 2232 nt
Organism: Zingiber officinale
Lineage: Eukaryota; Viridiplantae; Streptophyta; Magnoliopsida; Zingiberales; Zingiberaceae
Product: subtilisin-like protease SBT3.13
Exons: 9
Coding region: 50-2116 (688 amino acids)
Biological process (GO): proteolysis
Molecular function (GO): serine-type endopeptidase activity
Source: RefSeq, a predicted model, not a curated record